AUGGCAAUGCUGCAGAACUUCAGUUCCCUCCAUCAAUCCAUAAAAAUAACUCCAUUUAAGAUUCACAUGAUUUUCACUUGUUCUGUAAAACCCCGAAAGCAUUAUCAUUCACUUCAAGUCUCAUCUAAAUAUACUCAAAAAUUGGUUUUAGAAUUUGAUCCCAAAAUCCCUAUUGAAGAAGCCACCACCCCACCAAGUUCUUGGUACACUGAUUCUUGUUUUUACACUUAUGAACUCAAUCAAGUCUUCUUCAAAGGCUGGCAAUCUGUUGGGUACACUGAACAGAUCAAAGAGCCUAGGCAAUAUUUCACUGGAAGAUUGGGCAAUGUCGAGUAUGUUGUAUGUCGAGAUGAUGGUGGAAAAAUACAUGCUUUUCACAAUGUUUGUCGCCAUCGUGCCUCUCCUCUUGCUUCAGCAAGUGGGAAAAACUCUUGCUUUGUUUGUCCAUACCAUGGGUGGACAUAUGAAUUGGAUGGAGCACUUCAAAAGGCAACUCGAAUAGCAGGAAUCAAGAACUUCAGAGUGAAUGAGAUGGGACUAGUCCCAGUGAGAGUAGCUGUAUGGGGACCAUUCAUACUUCUCAACUUCGAAAAUGGAGUUUUACCCGAAGAAGAAGCUGAUAUUGACUUGGUUGGAAAUGAAUGGCUGGGUAAUUCAUCCCAAAUCUUGACUGAUGGUGGAGUGGAUUCUUCAUUGAGUUUUUUAUGCAGACGUGAAUACACCGUUGAGUGUAACUGGAAGGUCUACUGUGACAACUACUUGGAUGGUGGUUAUCAUGUACCGUAUGUUCAUAAAAGUUAUGCUUCGGUUCUGAAACUUGACUCGUACUCCACCACUAUACAUGAGAAAGUCAGCAUCCAACGAUGUGAUGCAGAAAAGGACCAAGAAUUUGAUCGACUUGGAUCAAAACCAGCGUUAUAUGCAUUCGUGUAUCCCAACUCCAUGAUAAGUAGGUAUGGUCCUUGGAUGGACACGAAUCUUGUACUGCCUCAAGGACCUCGGAAAUGUCUAGUGAUAUUUGACUACUUUCUUGAUUCAUCUCACAAGGGUGAUGAGAGUUUUAUCGCCCAGAGUCUCGAGGAUAGUGAGACAGUGCAGAUUGAGGAUAUGAAGUUAUGUGAAGCUAUUCAAAGAGGCCUUGAAUCACCUGCAUACUGCUCUGGCCGCUAUGUGCCACAAGUUGAGAAGGCUGUGCAUCAUUUUCACAGCCUUCUAUAUGAAAGUCUUUCUAAUUGAUCUACU
Molecule: messenger RNA, 1242 nt
Organism: Solanum verrucosum
Lineage: Eukaryota; Viridiplantae; Streptophyta; Magnoliopsida; Solanales; Solanaceae
Product: choline monooxygenase, chloroplastic-like
Exons: 9
Coding region: 1-1236 (411 amino acids)
Molecular function (GO): iron ion binding; 2 iron, 2 sulfur cluster binding
Source: RefSeq, a predicted model, not a curated record